AGAUUUCCGUUAAACUGUGAUUGUGGUCAUGGAAGAAAUAUCUUCUAAGCGAAAGUGCUGCACUCGCAGAGUUAAAAUUGUCAUCAGUGUGCUCUUGGGAGUGCCUUUCGUAUCCUUAUUGAUUCUUGUUGCCGUCUGUCUUGGCAAUGCAUUCAAUGCUCAAAAGCCCAAUUGGUUGCCAAUUACGGACGAGGAGGAUAUUCACUUACUCCCAAAUGACGAGCAGUCGAGGAAUGAGAGAAUCACACGUUUCCAGGGCGGACUUCGGUUCCCAACCAUUUCUACCUCAGCUGAAGAGGAAGCCAAGACGGAUGACCUCGAGAGAUUGAUAUCUUACAUCAUUCAGAGCUUUCCGAAAGUUCAUGGAGCGUCCGAACGUAUUCAGUUCUGGCGGCUGGGAUCAGAAUCACCGGGAUACAGCUUGUUGUAUAAGAUCAAAGGAGAUGAUACGCGUUUACCUCCAUAUCUGCUCAUGGCGCAUAUGGAUGUCGUUCCUGUGGAGGAAAGUCUCUGGGAUUUUGAUCCAUUCGGUGCCGUCAUUGAUGAUGGUUUCAUUUAUGCGCGUGGGACCAUCGAUGAUAAGAACAACGUUUUUGCAAUUUUGGAAGCGCUGGAAUACGUGUUAAUCCAAGAGAGGCGGAUUGAAAGGACCUUCUAUGUCGCUUUUGGACACGAUGAGGAGGUGGGCGGUGGUAAGGGAAACAAGAUAGUCAGCGAAUUUUUACGUCAGGAUUGCGAAGUUACGCAGUUGGAUUUCAUUCUAGAUGAGGGUCUAUUCAUCAUCGAGAAGUUGCUUCCAGGCGUCAGUGGACCAGUAGCUUUGAUUGGUGUUACUGAGAAGGGAUCAGCUACCGUUGACCUUAUAGUAGAUGGAAUGGAUGCGGGUCAUUCCAGCAAUCCUCCAAGGGAGUCGACAAUCGAUAUCCUGGCAUCUGGAAUCACGCGGUUGAGAUCUAGACCACACCCACUUUCUUUCGAUUCGUCUUCCCCCGAGUACCAAAUGUUGGAAAUACUCGCACCUUAUCCCGUAUCUUCCAAGUCAAGCUUCAUGUUCAAGACGGUUUACUCCAAUAUGUGGCUAUUUUCUGGUAUAGUCGCCAGUCAAAUGAGUGAGAAAAGGGUAACGGAUGCCGCUCUUCGAACGACGACCGCAUUUACCCUUAUAAAUGGCGGGAUAAAGGUUAACGUUAUGCCGUCUACUGCAUCGGCGACAGUUAAUCACAGAGUUCAUUAUCGCCAGUCGAUUGAAGAUGUCGUUGAUCAUGAUCGACAAGCAAUCCAAGACAAUCGAAUUAAAGUGGUCUUGCGGAAUGGCAGUUACCCAGCCCAUCCAGUUUCGCCGUAUGGCGCUAAUUCUGGUCCAUAUCGAAUGAUCGCGAAAAGCAUCCUUCAGAUUUACCCAGACGUUCCCAUCGGGCCAGCUACUCUUAUAGCGAAUACGGACACUCGGUGGUAUCUGGAUUUCACGAAAAACAUCUACCGCUUCAGUGCCAUAAAAAUGGAUGAGAAUGAAACAUCGAGGUUUCAUGGACAUAAUGAACGGAUCUCCGUGGAAAACUACCUGAACUUGAUCAAUUUUUAUUAUCGCUUGAUGAAGAACUGUGACGUGGACCCGGCGCGGAAAUCAAGAUUCACUCUUCAACAACUUAUAUUCGGAGAAAGCUUGUCGUAUCUUGAGAAGGACUCCGUCGCCGAAGAAAUGAAAAUUAUUGAGUUGAAAACGAAUGCAAAAUUCAAGUUUACUCCACUUCUCUCGCAUCGUGAUCGUCCGGACAUAAUGAUUUGCUCAAUAUCAAGUGACCUUUCUGAAUCAUCUGUGAAUUUGGCGAAAGAAGAAUUGCGAUUACUUCUGGAAUGUCGCUGUUCGGAGAUCGAAAGUUCUGAUCUACGUCAAGUUGAAUUUACAAUGAAUGCAGAUGAUUAUCAUUACUUGACGCACAACUGUGAAGAACUGCUCUAUCCUGAGGUGAAGAACUAUUACAAGAUGUUUGUCAUUGUUCCUCCGAAAGAAUUCAUCCAAGGAGUAUCGCAGUUCAGUGUAAAAGGCGAUAAAGAAUCAAAAUUGCGAUUCGCUUUCCGUAUCUACGACUUGGAUAAUGAUGGAUAUAUCUCUAACAUUGAGCUUUAUACGGUGUUGAAAAUGAUGGUGGGGAACAACUUGAAGGAAGCGCAGCUGCAACAGAUAGUGGAUAAAACGAUCUUAUUUCAUGACAAAGACGUGGACGGAAAAAUCUCCUUCGAAGAAUUCUGUGCCAUUGUUGGAAACAUGGAUGUUCACACGAAGAUGGUGGUCGACGUCUGA
Molecule: messenger RNA, 2302 nt
Organism: Notodromas monacha
Lineage: Eukaryota; Metazoa; Arthropoda; Ostracoda; Podocopida; Cyprididae
Source: the annotation of a GenBank genome assembly